AUGGCCGGACACGGGCCGGAGGCCACAAAGGAGGCUCGCAGCGACGAGGAAGUCCACCCGGAGCCAGCGAAAGACACACGAAGGAGCGAAGACGCUCAGCCCGAAAGUCUUUCUGCGCAGAAACCACGGAGAGGAAAGUGCAAAUGGUUUAACGUUACCAAAGGAUGGGGAUUCAUAACGCCACACGAUGGAGGACCGGACAUCUUCGUCCAUCAAAGCGUUAUUCAAAUGGCGGGCUUUCGGUCGCUCGGCGACGCCGAAGAGGUGGAAUUUGAGUGCAAAAUGAGCGACAAGGGCCUCGAGGCGACACGCGUGACGGGUCCCUCGCUGGAGGACUGCCACGGUAGCACGUUCCGGCCCGCGGCGCGGCGCCGCUACCGGAAGAUGCGCUGCUACAACUGCGGCGAAUUCGCGAACCACAUCGCGGCCAAGUGCCAGUUGGGGCCACAGCCAAAGAAGUGCCACCACUGCAAGAGCGAGGAGCACCUGAUAGCCGACUGCCCGGACAAGUCCGCCACGGCGUCGAAGAAGUCCUCCUCCUCCUCCUGAUGACGCACCCCGGCCGGCUGCCUUCGCUUGAGUGGUGAAUAUUCCGUGUCGCGUAUAGAUGUGUGUCCCGGAGGUAGCGCGGGGAAGUCCGUACUAAAAUCGUGUGUGCUAAAGUGUGCGAAAUUCCACCGAACUUUUCCACCCCUCGACAUUAUGUAUUCCUAAAACUUCCGCUUAUAUACACAGAGUUUUAACACUUGAAAGAUGGAUAAACCAAGUUUAACUGAAUCUUUUGCUUUCGAUUUCCUUUUCUUUCCCCCCACAAAA
Molecule: messenger RNA, 816 nt
Organism: Phlebotomus argentipes
Lineage: Eukaryota; Metazoa; Arthropoda; Insecta; Diptera; Psychodidae
Gene: lin-28
Product: protein lin-28 homolog
Exons: 3
Coding region: 1-549 (182 amino acids)
Molecular function (GO): nucleic acid binding; zinc ion binding
Source: RefSeq, a predicted model, not a curated record